This is a messenger RNA of Ambispora leptoticha, 588 nucleotides long. Lineage: Eukaryota; Fungi; Glomeromycota; Glomeromycetes; Archaeosporales; Ambisporaceae. The record is from the annotation of a GenBank genome assembly.
AUGAACGCUGCUAACAGUGAUAAUAACGAAAAUACUAAUAAGAUUACAGGACCUUGGUCUAAAGAAGAAGAUGAUCUUUUAUUAGAAUUAAUCGGCAAAAUAGGUCAUAAAAAUUGGAAAGCGAUUGGUAAUAAGCAUGGUCGACGCAAUGGAAAGCAAUGUCGAGAGAGAUGGACAAAUCAUUUGGAUCCUAAAUGCAAGUAUUCAAAAUCAAAGAAUCAAAAAAAACACCAUGAUAUUAAUGAUGACGACAAUAACAAUAAACAAAAGAAACAAUCUAAAAGAAAAAGGAACAACAACGGUAUUAAUCCGAAUCCAGCUAAGAGAUUGCAAUCUUCUGAAAAGAAAGUUCAAGUUCACGAUGACGUGAAAGUUCGCGAUGACGUCUCUAAUUCCUCUAGUCUGGAGGUGUUUCCAAAUAUUGAAGCUCAGGCUCAUGAUGACAUCUCUACUCCUUCUAUAUUGAAGGCGUUUGCAGAUAUUGCAACGAGCCCUCACAAUAGGGAAGGUAAAAUGUCAAUUAACCCUCAUAAUAGUGAUAAAAUGUCAAUUGGGUGGAUUACUGAACCCCAAAACAACGAGCAUUGA